Messenger RNA from Serinus canaria (Common canary), 1998 nucleotides. RefSeq names its product vascular endothelial zinc finger 1 (gene VEZF1). NCBI's taxonomy places the organism in Eukaryota, Metazoa, Chordata, Aves, Passeriformes, Fringillidae. The record is from RefSeq and is a predicted model, not a curated record. Gene Ontology annotation, molecular function: RNA polymerase II cis-regulatory region sequence-specific DNA binding; DNA-binding transcription factor activity. The coding region runs from base 284 to 1948 and encodes 554 amino acids. Gene Ontology annotation, biological process: regulation of transcription by RNA polymerase II. The transcript has 7 exons.
CCGCCGCCCGCCCCGCGGCGAGGGGAGCGGCGGGGGCGGCGCCGCGGCCGCCCGGGCCAUCGCCGCCCCGUCGGGGCGCCGCGCCGCCGCCUCCCCCCUCUGGGCCGCAGUGGUGCAGCCCGAGGUUAGCGGAAGCGGCCGCUCGGCGCUGCCAUGUUGAGCCGCCGCCGCCGCCGCCGCUUUGUUGUCGGCUCCAUGUAGCUGCGGCCCGGGGGAGGGAGCGACGGGGGGACCGCCCGCCGCAGCCGCCGCCGCCGCCGCCCGGGGCCGCGCCGCCCCCGCCAUGGAGGCCAACUGGACCGCGUUCCUCUUUCAGGCACAUGAAGCCUCCCAUCACCAACAGCAGGCAGCACAGAACAGUUUGUUGCCUCUCCUGAGCUCUGCUGUUGAGCCGCCCGAUCAGAAGCCGAUUCUGCCCUUACCAAUAACGCAGAAACCUCAGCCUGCACCAGAAACAUUAAAGGAUGCUAUUGUUGGGAUUAAAAAGGAAAAACCUAAAACCUCCUUUGUGUGCACUUACUGCAGCAAAGCUUUCAGGGACAGCUACCAUUUGAGGCGUCACGAGUCCUGCCACACAGGGAUAAAGUUAGUGUCACGGCCAAAGAAAACUCCCACCACAAUGGUGCCCCUUAUCUCGACCAUCGCUGGUGACAACAGCCGGAGUUCGCUGGUUUCGACUAUCGCAGGCAUCCUGUCCACUGUCACUACGUCUUCCUCUGCCACCAACCCCAGCAGCAGCGCCGGCGCCACGGCCAUGGCGGUGACGCAGACGGUGAAGAAGCCCAGCAAGCCCGUGAAGAAGAACCACGCUUGUGAGAUGUGUGGGAAGGCCUUCAGGGACGUCUACCACCUCAACCGGCACAAGCUGUCCCACUCGGACGAGAAACCCUUCGAAUGUCCCAUUUGCAAUCAGCGCUUCAAGAGAAAGGAUCGCAUGACCUACCACGUGAGGUCUCACGAAGGUGGCAUCACGAAACCCUACACCUGCGGUGUUUGUGGAAAAGGCUUCUCAAGGCCUGAUCAUUUAAGCUGUCACGUUAAACAUGUUCACUCAACAGAGAGACCCUUCAAAUGCCAAACGUGCACUGCUGCCUUUGCCACCAAAGACAGACUGCGGACACACAUGGUGCGCCAUGAAGGAAAGGUAUCGUGUAAUAUCUGUGGUAAACUUCUGAGUGCAGCAUAUAUCACCAGCCACUUAAAGACACACGGGCAGAGCCAAAGUAUCAACUGUAAUACCUGUAAACAAGGCAUCAAUAAAACAUGCAUGAGUGAAGAGACCAGCAACCAGAAACAGCAACAGCAGCAGCAACAGCAGCAACAACAACAACAGCAGCAGCAGCAGCAGCAACAACAGCAGCAGCAGCAGCAGCAGCAGCAACAGCAGCAGCAGCAGCAGCACGUAACAAGUUGGCCUGGAAAGCAGGUAGAGACCCUGAGAUUGUGGGAAGAGGCCGUCAAAGCCAGGAAGAAAGAAUGUCAGUUCACCUUUGAGAAGGCUAUAGAGUACGUACCAUUCGAAGCUGCUAACUUGUGCCAAACCUCCACUGCUGCUACUACGCCUGUGACUCUUACUACUCCAUUCAAUAUAACGUCCUCUGUGGCUUCUGGGACUAUCACAAACCCAGUCACAGUGGCAGCUGCAAUGAGCAUGAGAAGUCCAGUAAAUGUAUCAAGUGCAGUUAAUAUAUCCAGUCCGAUGAACUUAGGGCAUCCUGUAACCAUAACCAGUCCUCUGUCCAUGACCUCUCCAUUAACGCUCACCACCCCGGUGAACCUGCCCACCCCGGUGACCGCUCCAGUGAACAUAGCGCACCCCGUCACCAUCACGUCCCCCAUGAACCUGCCCACCCCCAUGACGCUGGCUGGUCCCCUCAACAUAGCCAUGAGACCAGUGGAGAGCAUGCCUUUCCUGCCCCAGGCCUUGCCCACCUCUCCUCCCUGGUAAACAAGUUCUAAACAGUAUUAAAAAGGAUUAAAAUGGAAUCCUUACCAGCA